Molecule: messenger RNA, 4987 nt
Organism: Nymphaea colorata (pocket water lily)
Lineage: Eukaryota; Viridiplantae; Streptophyta; Magnoliopsida; Nymphaeales; Nymphaeaceae
Product: ABC transporter C family member 3-like
Exons: 10
Coding region: 308-4807 (1499 amino acids)
Biological process (GO): transmembrane transport
Cellular component (GO): plant-type vacuole; vacuolar membrane
Molecular function (GO): ATP hydrolysis activity; ATP binding; ABC-type transporter activity
Source: RefSeq, a predicted model, not a curated record
UCUCCUCUUGAAGCCUCUUUUCCUUCCUAUUCCGACAGCUUAUAUAGCUGUGGACGGGAAUGGUAUAUUCGGCAACUAAAAUGUCGUGUAUCCAAGCAUCCAUGCAAUAGAACUCACGUCCCGUAAAUAUGUGCAGCUUUCCAAUAUCAUUUGGUGACGGUUUCUCUUUUUCAGUUGCAUGAUGCCUGGUUACCGGUUUUAUCGAUCUCCCACCAGUCGGCAUACCAUCAGCUGGGGGACUCGCAUGACAGAGACCGCUUCUCGUUUCUCUUGGUUUCUCUCUUAAGAUUGCUAUUGGAAGCGUGCCAUGAACACGACCAUGUUUAGCACUCUUACUCACAGUUUCUUAAUUUUUGGCAAUACCCAUGUUCUUAAUGGGGAUUUUCUGCUAUUUACUCCCCUUUUCCGGCACUCUAUCUCGUUGGGAGUACAUCUGUUUUUCCUGCUGCUAACACUUCUCUGGGUCUUCCUGAGGCGGUCGACGCUCAAGUCCUAUAAAACUUCUGGUUUUUUGUACAAUUUGUCCCUUAUCUGUAGCUUGGGAUUGUGCUUUCUGUUCGGUGGCUUGAGCACUUACCAUUAUUUGAAGUACUGGGAUGGCAGUUCGGUUGAAACCACCAUUGCCCAAGUUGACUGGAUGGAGCAAGCUGUGGCCUGGGGUGCAAUUUCGGGGUUCCUGAGAUUUGGGAUGUCAUGGCAAAGAUUUCAAAUUUUGCUGCGAAUAUGGUGGUUGGUGUUCUUCGUCUUGUCUUUUUAUAGCUUUGUUAUUGAUGUGGCCUUCUAUAAGGGGUCAUGUUUCUUUUGGGCAGAUUUGUUAUGUAGUUUUGCCGCCUUGUUCCUUUGUUGCGCUUCCCUACGCGGCAUUUUUAGCACAGACGAUAAUGAAAGGACCCAUCUCAGGGAACCUCUAUUGAAUGGUUCCACAGAAAAGAAGGAUGUUGCUAAUAACGUCACUCCAUAUGCAACUGCAGGCUUUCUCAGCCUGCUGACUUUUUCGUGGUUGAGUCCCCUGUUUCCAGUUGGUAACAGCAAAGCGUUAGACCUAGAAGAUGUACCUGAAGUAGCUAAGAAGGAUAGUGCAAAAUUUGUUUAUCCCGCUUUUAGAAGCAAACUCGAUGAGGGAGAGUCUACUGAUUAUAUGGGAAAACUCAGACUGGCGAAAGCAUUGUUCUCCUUUGUCUGGAAGGAUGUAGCAUGGGCAGGAUUCUUCUGUCUCCUGUACAGUCUUUCCUCAUUCGUUGGCCCUUACCUAAUCGACUCGUUAGUGCAAUAUAUCAAUGGUCGCCAGAGGUUUGCCCAUGAAGGCUACGUCCUGGUUUCUGUGUUUCUUGUGGCUAAGCUUGUACAGAGUUUUUCACAGAGACAUUGGUAUUUCCUAACACGGCAAAUCGGCAUUAGAAACAGGGCAGCACUGAAUGCGACAAUUUAUAAGAAAGGCCUUUCUUUGUCUAGCCAAUCUCGGAAAAUGCAUACGAGUGGGGAGAUUAUGAAUUUGAUGAGUGUUGAUGCUGAUCGGAUUGCACUUUUCUGUUGGUACGUGCAUGACCUAUGGGUUGUGCCUCUUCAAAUCAUUUUAGCUUUGGCAAUCUUGUACAGGAACUUGGGAUUAGCUUCACUUUCUGCUCUGGUGGCAGCUUUCCUAAUUAUGCUAGCAAACCUCCCUCUGGUCAAAUCCCAAGAGGGCCUCCAGGAGAAGCUUAUGGAAUCAAAGGAUGAGAGAAUGAAAGCAACUUCUGAGAUCCUGAGGAACAUGAGGAUACUAAAACUCCAGGCCUGGGAAAUGAGGUUCUUGUCAAAGGUUAUGGAUUUGAGAAACACUGAGACAAACUGGUUGAGGAAGUACAUUUAUACAACAGCUUUUGUAAGUUUUCUCUUCUGGGGAGCACCUAUUUUCAUAUCUGCUGCUGCAUUCGGUUCAUGCAUGCUUCUAGGGAUCCCACUUAUGUCUGGCAAGGUUCUAUCUGCCCUUGCGACAAUUGAGAUACUUCAACAGGCCAUUUACAAUCUGCCAGAUACUGUCUCAAUGAUUGCUCAAAUUAAAGUUUCCCUUGAUAGGAUUGCUUCAUUCCUUCGUCUUGAAGAAAUGAAAACUGAUGCAGUUGAGAAACUAUCUAAAGAUGUGUCUACUUUGGCAGUUGAAAUAUACGAUGGUGUCUUUUCUUGGGAUCCAUCUUCAAGCGUUCCUACUCUGCAAAAUUUGAACUUCAAAGUACAGCACGGGAUGAAAGUUGCUGUAUGUGGCACUGUUGGGUCAGGCAAGACAAGCCUCCUAUCUUGCAUCUUAGGCGAGGUUGAAAGAAUAUCUGGAACUGUUCGAUUGAGUGGAACAACAGCCUUUGUUGCUCAGUCACCCUGGAUCCAAAGUGGGAAGAUUGAGGAGAAUAUACUUUUUGGUAAGGAGAUGGACAGAGAUAGGUAUGAACGUGUCAUUGACGCUUGUGAUUUAAGAAAGGACAUAGAGUUGUUACCUUUUGGAGAUCAAACUACUAUAGGAGAGAGAGGAAUUAACCUGAGUGGCGGCCAGAAGCAAAGAGUACAAAUUGCACGUGCUCUGUACCAGGAUGCUGAUGUUUAUCUCUUUGAUGAUCCUUUUAGUGCUGUUGAUGCUCACACAGGCAGUCACCUCUUUAAGGAGUGCUUGCAUGGUUUCUUAGGUUCGAAAACAGUGAUAUAUGUAACACAUCAAGUGGAAUUUUUACCUACUGCCGACCUUGUUUUGGUAAUGCGAGAUGGACAAAUAACACAGUCUGGCCCCUAUGACAAGAUCCUUGGCUCUGGGACUGACUUCAUGGAGCUUGUUGGUGCACAUGAGCAUGCUCUGUCAGCCAUUGAAGCUGCCACUGCACUUGAUUCACAAGGAUUAGAUGUCAAUGAACUUAACAGAUCUUUUGAGAUAGAAAUGCAUGGACACGAGAAAGAUAGAGAUGGUGAAAGUAAUGGUAAUGGUGUCGAGUUGGAGCAGCCAACAGAGAAAAAUUACCAGCUUGUUCAAGAAGAAGAGCGAGAGAAAGGAAGAGUAGGCUUUUCUGUGUAUUGGGAAUAUAUUACAACAUCAUAUGGUGGAGCACUAGUCCCACUUAUUUUGCUGAGCCAUAUUGUCUAUAACCUUCUUCAAAUAGGCAGCAACUAUUGGAUGGCUUGGGCAACACCAGUUUCAGAUGAGCAUCCAUCCUCAGUGAGCGGAUUUACUUUGAUUGUUGUCUACAUUAUACUGUCCUUGGCCAGUGCCGUGUGUGAGCUAUUCACAGUUUUGCUCAUAGGAACUGUUGGCUUUAAAACAGCGACAGUGCUCUUCAAUAAGUUACAUGCAUGCAUAUUUCAUGCUCCUAUGUCGUUCCUCGAUUCUACUCCAACAGGCCGUAUCCUUAGUAGGAUAUCAAGUGACCAGAGUGAACUUGAUCUUUACAUUCCUGAGUUGCUGGCAACUUGUGUUUUUGCUGGUAUACAACUUCUUGGAAGCAUUGCAGUAAUUUCACAAAUUUCAUGGCAAGUUCUCAUUAUUUUCAUUCCAGUGGCCUGUGUGGGCAUAUGGUUGCAGCAAUAUUAUCUACCAACCUCUCGAGAAUUAUCCCGGCUUGUUGGACUAUACAAAGCCCCUAUGCUACAACAUUUUGCGGAGUCGAUAGCCGGAUCAUCCACUAUCAGGAGUUUCAAUGAAGAGUCAAGGUUCUUGAACAGAAACUUCCAGCUGAUAGAUGGCUUUUCUAGACCAAAAUUUCAUAUUUCUGCUGCCAUGGAGUGGCUCUGCCUACGUUUGGAUGUGUUGUCUUCUCUAAUUUUUGCUUUUUCUUUGAUUUUCUUGAUUUCAUUGCCUAAAGUUUAUGCAACUCAUUUAGAUUUAACUAUUAACGCUGUUCUACAUUUUUUUACAGGAAUUGCUGGAUUAGCAGUAACCUAUGGCUUGAACUUGAACAUGCUGCAAAUGUAUCUUGUUUGGUGUUUAUGCAAUGCUGAGAAUAGGAUGAUUUCUGUGGAGAGAAUUCUGCAAUACACUCGUCUUCCUAGUGAACCUCCUCUGACGAUUGAAACAAACAGACCAAGCAAGAAGUGGCCAUCUCAUGGAGAAAUAGAUAUCAGUGAGUUGCAGGUACGUUAUGCUCCACAUCUACCUUUGGUUCUAAAGGGUUUUACAUGCACCUUUCAUGGUGGGGCGAAAACAGGCAUCGUUGGGAGAACAGGCAGUGGGAAAUCCACACUUGUGCAAGCCCUCUUCCGUAUAAUUGAUCCAUCAUAUGGUCGGAUAGUGAUUGAUGGAAUUGACAUCUCAACCAUAGGGUUGCAUGAUCUGAGGUCUAGAUUAAGCAUCAUUCCACAAGAACCAACCAUGUUUCAAGGAACUGUGAGGACCAAUCUUGAUCCUCUUGAAGAAUAUGCCGAUGAGCAAAUUUGGGAGGCUUUAGACAAGUGCCAACUUGGAGAUGUAGUUAGGCAGAAGGAUGGCAAACUUGACGCAGCAGUGACUGAGAAUGGAGAGAACUGGAGUGUGGGCCAAAGGCAGCUAGUCUGUUUAGGACGAGUACUUCUGAAGAAGAGUAGAAUUCUGGUGCUUGAUGAAGCAACGGCUUCUGUUGAUACUGCAACAGAUGGUCUAAUUCAACAGACAUUGAGGCAACAUUUUUCCGAUUGCAGUAUUCUUACAAUAGCACACCGAAUGGCAUCUGUCUUGGACAGUGAUAUGGUCCUAGUUAUGGAAAAUGGUCUUGUUGCUGAGUACGACUCUCCAAGAAAACUGUUGCAAGAUACAUCAUCUGCAUUUGCAAAACUCGUCAAUGAAUAUGUGAUGAGAUCAAGCUCUACUCGAUCCUAAUGCUAUGACACUAUGUUACUGCCAAAGUUUACUGGUCCGUGCAAGCAAGCUAAAAUUGUUUAUGUUCUAAAACUGCACACUUUCAGAUUAAUGCAAAAAAUAUUGUCUGAGGCUCUUUUUCAUAAUUUUUUCUAUGAAUGUGCUUAUCAUAAUUUAACUAUUAUUGAAAAUAAAGUUACA